GCCAUUGACAAACACGAAUCGAAGUAAAGUGCAAGUUAGACAUAAAUUGGAUAAUCAUGAAAUCAAAUGGACCAGCACAAUAAAAUAUAUUUGUCUCUUAGAAGGAAACGAUUUUUUAUCAGUGCUAUUGAUUGAAGGGCGUCUCUCUGAAAAUCGGCUUUUACUUUGCUGCAACAGUUUCACAGCUGCGUAAUAUCUUCGGAAAAUCAUGAAACGGAAUGUAGUUUUUUGCCUCUGUAUUUUACAAACUGUUACAAGAGGAACACUUGUGAUAAAUGAACUGAACGCAGACCAACCGUCAACCGACACUCUGGAAUACAUAGAACUUUACAACACAUCCCCAUCAGACGUUGUCAUGGACGGCUACACAUUAGUGUUGUAUAAUGGAGCAUUAAAUCCAACAGCCUCUUACAGAACCAUAGCGCUGGAUGGUCAUUGCAUAAGUGGUCUAGGCUAUUUUGUGAUUGGCUCCCCAACCAUGACCAACCCGACACCGAACAUUCAGUUCCUUGUAUCUUCAAAUGCUGUACAAAAUGGAGGGUCGACAAGUAGUGAUGGUGUCGGAUUAUACCAUGGUGACGUUUCAAACACAGCAAAUUUGGUUGACUUUAUUGCGUACAGCACCUACGUUGCUCAAACCAGCGUUGGUCCUUUCUACCCGGACUACCUCCCUCAAGACGUCAUCGCUAUCGAAGAUUCUGCCUAUGCUACAGAAGAUGUGUCACUAAAUAGAUGUAAUGGCAAUGCGGUGAAGGACAUGACACAGUUCGAAACGAGACACCUAAGUCCAGGCACAGUGAACCUUUGUGAUGGGAGCGUUUCUCCGAUCAGUGUUCCGACCAUGGCGUCUGAGAAUUGUGGCACAAACACGAACCCAACAACUGCUACUUCAGAUCUAACAACACUACAUUUCAUGACAACUGCUGUCACGACAUCUGCGAUCACAACACCUGAUGUCACAACACAACAUGCCAUGACAACUGCUGUCACAACACCUGAUGUCACAACACCUACUGCUGUCACGACAUCUGCGAUCACAACACCCGAUGUCACAACACCUGCUGGCACAAGUCUUAACUUACUUGAUGUAUUCGAGAACACGAAAAAUACAAAAAUGACAUGUAC
Messenger RNA from Owenia fusiformis, 1125 nucleotides. The record is from the annotation of a GenBank genome assembly. NCBI's taxonomy places the organism in Eukaryota, Metazoa, Annelida, Polychaeta, Sabellida, Oweniidae.